GUAAUGUACAGAAAGCCGCGCACAAGGACGCAUCGGCAUCUUCUCGGCUCUUCUCUUAUCUAGUCUUCUCAAACAUCUAGAAUGUUCGCUGCGCGUCUGCGCUUUUAUUUUAGCCGUCGUUUGAAUCGAAUCCAAUAUCCCUUACUCUGUAUGACAUAAGUUUAAGAUUAAGACACGGUGACGCCUAAAACCAGCUCGUACUCUCGUGGUCGAUUGUUUACAUGUGACUUAGAUUUGCGAUCGUCCAACGUCCUGGUCGCAACGAAUUUUGGCCAAGUCCGAACCGUUUACGUCAUAUUUGGCUAUUUAGCUGUCCGAUUAAUUCCGUCCACCCGAGAUUUGUUGCAAUGGUGGACUCGGUGCCUGCUAUGUUUGGAUUGUUGGUCAGCGGCAGAUUGGUACGGACCGAUUUUGAACGUUUAGAAGAAACAAAGUUUAUGAUAACUAUCAACUCGGCCGAAUCCGUGAAUUACAUUUGUGUGUUUUUGACUGGUCUUGUGCCAUUUCCUGAGGGAACAGCUGGUUCAGUGUACUUCAGUUGGCCUGAUGAAAAUGCAAAACCAAAUUGGCAACUUUUAGGUAUUCUGUCCAAUAACAAGCCAUCUGCCAUAUUUAAGCUUUCAAAUCUUAAACAGCAUUUUGAUAUAACAAACCAACCAAUAAACGCAUUCAGUCAAUUUCCAUCGAUUUCUAUAAAUGCUCAAAUUGGUAUAUCUAUUGAACCUUUGAUAAAUGCUGAAUUACAAACAACCUGCAUAGAAUCAACACAAAAUUUAUCAACGUUUGUCGAGUUCACUCAAAAAAUGGUACAAAAUUUAUACAAUUAUGUAUCAAGUUAUGCAGUUGAUGGCGGCCCACAGCAAACAUCUAUGGUACCACUUUUAUUAAUUCAGAAAUGGUAUGAAAACUUUGAGAGGAAAUUAAAUUUAAAUCCAAAUUUUUGGAAAUCCUAGUAUUUAUAUUUUAAUAUAAACCUAAUUUUUCUUGAUACUUGGGACUUAUUUUAUACUAAAAUUUUAAAUUGGCAUUAUAUAACACAUUAUAUAACUAUUUUAUAAGUAAUAUACAGAGACUGUCUAUAUAAUUAUUAAUGAUAGUCUUAAAGUUUAAGCUAUGUGCCUUAUAUUAAUGAUAAGACUUAUGUAAAAUAAUCUAAGAAAUAUAUAAUGUGUAUGCUUUUAAACACUUAGAUUUUUUUAAUGAAGGAUUCAUUUUGUUUUUUUUCUUCACCUCAAGUUUUUAUAUUUUAAUUGUAGUACUUUUAAAGAACCAAGACCUUUAUACUAUAAGAAAAAUAUUGUUCAUUACUAAAAAUAAAAUUUAAAUUGUCAUCAAAUGUUUGAUAUAAUUUUAGUUGAAAUAAUUUUAUUUUAAAGGUAACCUGUGGCCUAAUAAAAACUAUAUUUAAUAUAUACUUAUACAACGUUUAAGGUUAAAUAAUCCAACAAGGCGCUGUAUUUGUUUGUUUUUUUUUUUUAGUAAUUUUUAAACAACAUUGUAAUAUAUUAUUUUACAUAGGUAUAUAUAUUUUUAUUUUUUUUUAUGGCUAUACUUAAUAAUGAAUUAACUUAUGUAUUUUGAUAUACAGUUGGCAAAACACUCAUUUGGAUAUUGUUGUACCAAAUUAUUAAUAUUUAGUACAAAUGAUUUUUGGCAUUUAGCAUUUAUGAAGAGGAGGGGUUCAAUGCGGUUCAUUUCUUGAAAAUAAUAUCAUUUUAUUGUCAUGUUAAAAUUAUUGAAUAGGUUUUUUUAAUAUUAUUUUUACUUUAUUAUGUAUGUUUAAGUUUUAUUUUUACUCAAGUUUUAGUUUUUAUAAAAUAUUAAUACAUUUUAUUUAAAUAUUAUACCAAUACAUGAUGUAAUAUUUAAGGCUAAGGCCAGUUAAGACAUCAUUGUUUUUAAAAAUAAUAGAAAUUGAUCUGCUGUAUGUAUUGACAGGUUUUUAAAGCUGUUGUGCUGCAAGCACUAUUAUAACUUUGUGUUGCUGUUGGAUAUAUGAUUUUAAAAAAAAAUUAUGUACAAUUUUACAUUUUCAAAAUGUAUUAUUUGGCAUAAAUCUAUCUUGAAAAACAAAAUUACCUUCCAUUUAUUCUUGUACAUAUUAUUUAAGUACCUGCCAUUUAUCGAAAAUACUUGUUAUCUUUUUAUUUUAAUAGUUUGAAGAGCAUAUUAUUGCCUAGAAUAUUUUAAUUUUUUAGUGCUUAAUUUAAUCAUAUAUUAAGCAAUAUAAUAAUACAAUAGCUUUGUUAGCCAUUAAACUUUCAGACGAUGAUAAUAAUUUUAAAUUUUAAAUUGUGAUGUACUCUAAUAUACUUUACAUGCACAUUAGGGCUCCAUGUAAAAAUAUGUAUUCAAAAAAAUAGUUUUUGCUGAA
Messenger RNA from Metopolophium dirhodum (rose-grain aphid), 2374 nucleotides. RefSeq names its product protein OPI10 homolog. The transcript has 3 exons. Bases 348 to 953 code for a protein of 201 amino acids. The record is from RefSeq and is a predicted model, not a curated record. Gene Ontology annotation, molecular function: Hsp70 protein binding; nuclear import signal receptor activity. Gene Ontology annotation, cellular component: nucleus; cytosol. Gene Ontology annotation, biological process: protein import into nucleus. Lineage: Eukaryota; Metazoa; Arthropoda; Insecta; Hemiptera; Aphididae.